AUGGCUCGCAAGUUCUUUGUCGGUGGCAACUUUAAGAUGAACGGCUCUACGUCGUCCAUCAAGGCUAUCGUCAACAGCCUCAACAGCGCUAGCCUCGACCCCAACGCCGAGGUCGUCGUCUCCCCUCCGUCCAUCUACCUGACCCUCGUCCGCGAGACGCUGGACAGGAAGAUUGGCGUGGCGGCCCAGAACGUCUUUGACAAGCCCAACGGCGCCUACACGGGCGAGAUCUCGGUCGAGCAGCUCAAGGACGUCGGCGUCGACUGGGCCAUCCUGGGCCACUCAGAGCGCCGCACCGUCCUGCGCGAGAGCGACGAGACCGUCUCCCUCAAGACCAAGUACGCCACCGAGAACGGCGUCAGCGUCAUCUGGUGUUGCGGCGAGAGCCUCGAGGAGCGCGAGGCCGGCAAGACCAUCGACGUCGUCAGCAAGCAGCUCGAUUCGCUCAAGUCGCACAUCUCGGACUGGUCCAAGAUCGUCAUCGCCUACGAGCCCAUCUGGGCCAUCGGCACCGGAAAAGUCGCCACCACCCAGCAGGCCCAGGACGUCCACAAGGCCAUCCGCCAGUGGCUCCAGGGCGUCAGCCAAAAGGUCGCCGACGAGACCCGCAUCCUCUACGGCGGUAGCGUUAGCGAGAAGAACUGCGUCGAGCUGAACAAGCAGCCCGACAUUGACGGCUUCCUCGUCGGCGGUGCUUCCCUCAAGCCUGCCUUCAUCGAAAUUGUCAACUCUAGGAAGCAGUAA
This is a messenger RNA of Geosmithia morbida, 744 nucleotides long. RefSeq names its product triosephosphate isomerase (TIM). Gene Ontology annotation, molecular function: triose-phosphate isomerase activity. Gene Ontology annotation, cellular component: cytosol. The transcript is spliced from 4 exons. Bases 1 to 744 code for a protein of 247 amino acids. The record is from RefSeq and is a predicted model, not a curated record. NCBI's taxonomy places the organism in Eukaryota, Fungi, Ascomycota, Sordariomycetes, Hypocreales, Bionectriaceae. Gene Ontology annotation, biological process: glycolytic process; glyceraldehyde-3-phosphate biosynthetic process; gluconeogenesis.